GAGAGUGAAUGAUAGAGUUGAAGAAAUGGAUAGGGCAGUAGAUAUUAUCUAAUCCGGAGGGUUUUGAAGAUCAUCACACCUCAGCACCUUCAUCUGCCACUUCACCACUCUCACCCUAUAAAAUUCCAGCUUCAGAUUACACAUUUUCUUCACCACCAAUCCCGAUUGGCAUGUCUGCAUCCAUUAGUUCAACCUUUUAGCAUAUCAAUUUUCUCAGUCUCUUCAUCCUCCACCACUUGUCUUCUUUUCUUUUCUCUAAGUCUUCGACAUUGAAACUGCAGAUUAAUCAAUCAUGGCUUCCUUGGCAGCAUCAACCUCUCUUGGUGUCAAGGAAAUGCUUGGCAACCCUCUCAACUUCACUGCCUCUGUCAGGUCUUCUGCCCCUACUUCUUCCACUUUCAAAACUGUUGCCCUCUUCUCCAAGAAGAAGCCUGCUCCUCCUCCCAAGUCUAAGCCUGCCGCCGUCUCUCCUAUCAACGAUGAGCUUGCCAAGUGGUAUGGUCCUGACAGGAGAAUUUUCUUGCCUGAUGGACUCUUGGACCGAUCUGAGAUUCCUGAGUACUUGACUGGAGAGGUUCCUGGAGACUAUGGCUAUGAUCCUUUUGGUCUCAGCAAGAAGCCUGAAGACUUCAGCAAAUAUCAGGCUUAUGAGUUGAUUCAUGCCAGAUGGGCAAUGCUUGGAGCAGCUGGAUUCAUCAUCCCUGAAGCUUUCAACAAAUUUGGUGCCAACUGUGGCCCUGAAGCUGUUUGGUUCAAGACUGGAGCUCUUCUCCUUGAUGGAAACACAUUGAAUUACUUUGGAAAGAACAUCCCAAUCAAUCUUCUUGUUGCUGUCAUUGCUGAAAUUGUUCUUGUUGGUGGUGCUGAAUAUUACAGAAUCAUUAAUGGCUUGGAUUUGGAGGACAAGCUUCACCCAGGUGGUCCAUUUGACCCAUUGGGGCUAGCCAAGGACCCUGACCAAGCUGCAAUUCUAAAGGUGAAGGAGAUAAAGAAUGGAAGGCUUGCAAUGUUUGCCAUGCUUGGAUUCUACUUCCAAGCCUACGUGACAGGUGAAGGUCCAGUUGAGAACCUUGCAAAACAUCUCAGUGAUCCUUUUGGCAACAACUUGCUUACUGUCAUCGCUGGAACCGCUGAGAGAACUCCUACUCUGUGAUUUCAGUUGCUCUACUUUUAAUCAAACCUCUAUGCAUUGUACAUUUCAUGAUCAAGACAUUUGCAAGGUGUUGAACCUUAAUUAUUUCUGCCAAUUCAAUUCCCAUGUGUUUCAAUUA
Molecule: messenger RNA, 1271 nt
Organism: Mangifera indica (mango)
Lineage: Eukaryota; Viridiplantae; Streptophyta; Magnoliopsida; Sapindales; Anacardiaceae
Product: chlorophyll a-b binding protein CP26, chloroplastic
Exons: 6
Coding region: 293-1153 (286 amino acids)
Biological process (GO): response to light stimulus; photosynthesis, light harvesting in photosystem I
Cellular component (GO): chloroplast thylakoid membrane; plastoglobule
Source: RefSeq, a predicted model, not a curated record